Molecule: messenger RNA, 465 nt
Organism: Nematocida ausubeli
Lineage: Eukaryota; Fungi; Microsporidia
Product: 30S ribosomal protein S13p/S18e
Exons: 1
Coding region: 1-465 (154 amino acids)
Biological process (GO): translation
Cellular component (GO): small ribosomal subunit; ribosome; cytosol
Molecular function (GO): structural constituent of ribosome; RNA binding
Source: RefSeq, a predicted model, not a curated record
AUGACUUUAAGAUUUACAGAGAGCGCACAGAUGCAGGACAUCAUUCGUAUGUACAAUACGAACAUAAAUGGUAGAUCCACUAUCAUCAGAUCAUUAACUGGAAUCAGAGGAAUUGGUCUAAGAGUGUCCACUUUAUUGUGCAAGAAGGCAGGCAUUGACACCACCUUAAGAGCAGGACAAGUUGAGCAGGAGAAGUUAGACACAAUCUCCAAGAUUCUUGAGAACCCACAGUCCUUUGGAGUGCCAGAAUGGAUGCUUAACAGACAGAAGGACCCCCUUACUGGAGAGUACAAGCAGUUAAUAGCCAACCAGGUUGAGGCUGACUACAGGCUGUACCUUGAGAGAGCAAAGAGAGUAAAGCACAUAAGAGGACUUAGACUUCUGAAGGGCCUGAAGGUCAACGGACAGAGAACCAAGUCUAACGGUAGAAGAGGAAAGACUGUCGGAGUAUCAAAGAAGAAAUAA